Molecule: messenger RNA, 2406 nt
Organism: Miniopterus natalensis
Lineage: Eukaryota; Metazoa; Chordata; Mammalia; Chiroptera; Miniopteridae
Gene: SCARB1
Product: scavenger receptor class B member 1
Biological process (GO): plasma lipoprotein particle clearance; cholesterol efflux; recognition of apoptotic cell
Cellular component (GO): caveola; cytoplasm
Molecular function (GO): lipid binding; low-density lipoprotein particle binding; scavenger receptor activity
Source: RefSeq, a predicted model, not a curated record
AAGCGCAGACAUGGGCAGGAGCGCCAGAGCGCGCUGGGCGGCCGCGGCGCUGGGCUUCUUCGGGCUGCUGUGCGCCGUGCUGGGCGCCGUCAUGAUGGUGUCGGUGCCCUCCAUGAUCAAGCAGCAGGUCCUCAAGAAUGUGCGCAUUGACCCCACCAGCCUGUCCUUCAGCAUGUGGAAGGAGAUCCCCGUCCCCUUCUACCUGUCUGUCUACUUCUUCGACGUCGUCAACCCCAACGAAAUCCUCCAGGGCAGGAAGCCGCGGGUGCGGGAGCGCGGGCCCUACGUGUACAGGGAGUACCGGCACAAGAACAACAUCACCUUCAACAGCAACGACACGGUGUCCUUCCUCGAGUUCCGCAGGUUCGAGUUCCAGCCAGACAAGUCCAGCGGCUCCGAGAGCGACUACAUUGUCAUGCCCAACAUCCUGGUCCUGAGUAGUGCUGUGAUGGUGGAGCAGAAGCCCAUGGGCCUGAAAUUGCUCAUGACCUUGGCAUUCAUGACCUUCCGCCAGCGCGCCUUCAUGAACCGCACCGUGGGUGAGAUCAUGUGGGGCUACGACGACCCCCUCAUAAGCGUCAUCAACAAGUACUUCCCGGGCACGUUCCCCAUCAAGGGCAAGUUCGGGCUGUUUGCUGAGCUCAACAAUUCUAAUUCCGGUCUCUUCACCAUAUUCACCGGGAUCAAAAACUUCAGCCGGAUCCACCUUGUGGACAAGUGGAACGGGCUCAGCAAGGUCAACUUCUGGCACUCAGACCAGUGCAACAUGAUCAACGGGACGUCCGGGCAGAUGUGGGCGCCGUUCAUGACUCCCGAAUCCUCGCUGGAAUUCUACAGCCCCGAUGCCUGCCGGUCCAUGAAGCUCAUCUACAAGGAGGCGGGGGUGUUCGAAGGCAUCCCUACUUUCCGGUUCAAGGCCCCCGAAACCUUAUUUGCCAACGGGUCCAUCUACCCGCCCAACGAGGGCUUCUGCCCCUGCCUGCAGUCCGGCAUCCAGAACAUCAGCUCGUGCAGGUUCAAUGCACCCCUGUUCCUCUCCCACCCUCACUUCUACAAUGGCGACCCGGUCCUGGCAGAGGCGGUGCUCGGCCUGCACCCUAGUGAGAAAGAGCAUUCUCUGUUCCUGGACAUCCACCCGGUCACGGGGAUCCCCAUGAACUGCUCGGUGAAGCUGCAGCUGAGCCUGUACAUGAAGGCCGUCGAAGGCAUCAAACAAACCGGGAACAUUGAGCCCGUGGUGUUGCCGCUGGUGUGGUUUGAGGAGAGAGGGGCCAUGGAGGGUGAGACCCUGCAGACGUUCUACACCCAGCUGGUGUUGAUCCCCAAGGUUCUGCACUACUCGCAGUAUGUCCUCCUGGCCCUGGGCGCCGUCCUGCUGCUCAUCCCUGUCAUCUACGAGAUCCGCAGCCAAGAGAGAUGCUAUUUAUUUUGGAGUAGUCAUAAGAAGGGCUCCAAGGAUCUGGAGUCCGUACAGGCCUAUUCUGAAUCCCUGAUGACUUCAGCUCCCAAGGGCACUGUGCUGCUAGAAGCAAGGCUGUAGGUGGCUGCCAGGGCCCCGGAGAUGCCCAGAGCCAGCCCAGCCCCACCACUCAGCCAGCCCGGCUCCCCAGCCCCUGCCGCUCCAGCGCCCUCUCAGCCGACAGCCCUCCGGUCCCAAAGUCUGAGCCACACGCGUGUCCGCACACUGCACACACCCCUGACACGUGUAUGCGUACGCGUACGCAGGUGUGUGCAGACACGCUCAGGGCCGGGGAUGCUGCUGAGGGGACUCAAAGAGAGGCUCACCAGCAGGAACUUUCUGGAGCCUUCCGGAACCUUCUCUCCAAGGCACCCACAGGCAUGCGGGUGAACCUGUUCAGCCGCUGGGCCACUUGUCCCCAGCCACCCUCUCCAUCAGUCUGCAAACACCACGGCCUCCGCUCGGCUCACCCAGCAGGACAGGGCUUUUACUCCUAGGGUGACCGCUGUCCGAAAACCCAGCCCAGAGUGCAGACUUCUCAUGCCAAAGCCAGUGGACAGGGGCCAUGGGCUCAGGGCUCAGCCAGACCCAGAGCUGUGGCCUCUGUGCCCAUCUGAGCGGGGACACAGCCCCUUCACGGGCCUCAGAAGCCAGCGAGAGUGAGACGCCCCGUUGGGAAACUGACAUCGUGCUGUAUCCUGAGCCAGCUACUCCUGGCUGGGGUGGCAGGAGGCUGUGCCCCGAGCUGCCCCCCAUGAGGGCCCCCAUCCUUUAGGUGCCGGCCCGAAGUGGACAGGUCUGGGCCCUGCAGCUGGACGUCCCGCCAGGUGGGAGGCCCGUCCGCCUGCGGCUUCUGGUCUCCGGGGCUGCCCUGUCUCUUUUCUACUGGAAGGAAAAUGAGUUUUAUCAUCUUUUAAAAAUAAUUUACUAUUGAAGUAAUAAACCUU